Psammomys obesus (fat sand rat) is the source of this 1983-nucleotide messenger RNA. It is a transcript of the gene Dleu7, whose product is annotated as deleted in lymphocytic leukemia 7. The record is from RefSeq and is a predicted model, not a curated record. The transcript has 2 exons. The coding region runs from base 219 to 848 and encodes 209 amino acids. NCBI's taxonomy places the organism in Eukaryota, Metazoa, Chordata, Mammalia, Rodentia, Muridae.
UUCAGGCAGCUUUUGGUCAUUUUGAGCCCUUUCUGCCUGGAAGUGAAUGCAGGGGCCAGCGAAGGUCACCACCUGCGGGCCGGGGGCGGGGCGGGCCACACACGCGGAGGCCGGGGGAGAGCUGGGAGUUAGAAAAAUGUGACCCCGCGACCCCAAACGCCGCCAGGCUACCUCGCCUGCGCUCCACCUGCUCCUCGGCGCCCAGCUGCUAGCGGACCAUGGCCAGCCCUGCGCCCUUAGUGGCUUCCAUCAGCCACCAAAUGGUGGCUUUGCAGACACUGCAGCUGCUUCAGCAGGAGUGGGGCUGGGGGGACGGUCCUAGCGCCCCCGGGAGCCCGAGCGGUCCGGACCACGUGCCCAUCGCCCCGGCUCGUAACUCAGGCCAGAUGAGGACCCGGCGGGGGCUAGGGCGAGGGAGCACGGGAGCGCGAGGCUCCCCCGAGGCAGGGGGACUGAGGGGAGCAGAGGGGGGCGCCGAGCUGCUGCCCUUCCCCCGGGACCGCGGGCCCUGUACCCUGGCGCGGAUGGCGAUGCGCAGCGCGCUGGCCCGCGUGGUGGACUCGACCUCGGAGCUGGUCAGCGUAGAGCAGACUCUGCUUGGGCCUCUCCAGCAUGAGCGGCCCUUCCCCAUCCACCUAAAGGACAGCGUGGAGUUCAGAAACAUCUGCAGUCACUUGGCUCUGCAAAUCGAAGGGCAGCAGUUUGACAGAGACCUGAACGCUGCUCACCAGUGUCUGAAGACGAUAGUGAAGAAGUUGAUCCAGGCGCUUGCUAAUCUCCCAUCAGAUGCCCACGUGGUUGCCUGCGCUUCCUUGAGACAGAUCUUGCAGAAUCUCCCAGAUGUAUGAGCAUGAGAGACAGCCAGACUACAGCUGGCUCUGCUAAGAGAAUAGGAUCCUUCACCUUCUCGACAGCCAGCAGCAGCGGGUGUUUAUGUUCCCAAAACGACUUGAUAGUUCAUGGCCGAGUGUGACCGAGAGCACCUGUAGCCUUCAGCACGAUAGCAUGUGGUGCACAUACUUUUUAAAGCUGUAGUGUAUGUUUUAAAGUAUGGUGACUUAUUGCUGACUUUCUGAAAUAGAUUUCUCUUUGUGGAACUAAUUGGGUUUUAUAUAUCUGUGUAUACUGAUUACCCAUCUUAAGCAUUGGUUUUGAAUGAAUGACAUUUGAAUCUAUAUUUGUAUUAUUGUCGGCUAGAAAGCUUAAUGGGGUCCUGUAUAGCAGAAGGACCAUGGCUCUUCAUGUAGUUUUGAGUAAGUGGGACAUUUAGUAGCUGACACCAUCAGUGUGCUGGGACCUUCGUUGUAGGCAAUAGCAGUGAGGUGUCAGUCAUUGUGAGUUCAACCCUGUCGUUAGUAACUUACCCCUGGGCGGGAAGAGCUGUUUCUAAACCUUGUACUAUCGUACAGUGCUGUGCACAUUUAAAAUGACAGUGAACUCUGGGGUACUGAGCAUCUAUAAUAUGUAAAUACAAGUACGUGCCAUUAAAGUCUCAGUGUGGGACCAUCUGGCUGCUCUUACUGUUGCUAAAUAUUUCUGUUGGAACAGGAAAGUGCUGGGAAAAGAAGGAAGGAGUGAGCACUCCAGGAAUUCUGUUUGCACAGUCCAACGUUUGGAUCUGGAAAGAGAAGGUGGUUUCAUUACUAUUUUAUGUUUGGUAACAAUUAUCUAUACAUGCUUUCUAUUAUUCAAUGAUGACUAUACCUAGAGCUAAUAAAGGCCUCACUGCAUCAUAGAAGUUUCUUAUGGAAACGGCAUCAGGUUAGCAGGGGCCAGGGGAUGACCGUGUAUAUGAAUAAAUGACUUGUUUCUGAAAGAAUUAAUACCUGGAUCUGUGUGUUGGGGUGUAUCUGUCUAAAAUGAGUGUCAGUAGCGAUCAAAGCUUCUUUUAUUGAAAAUAUUUUUUUCAAUAAAUAUAUCCCAUCAUGGUUUCCCCUUUCCUCAUUUCCUCCCAGAGAAAGCAUAAAACCAUAAACCAUAAUA